GCGAGAGAAAGAGAGGGAGAGAGAGAGAGAGAGAAAGAAGAAAAGAGAUACAUUCAAAUGUCAUUUAUGCUAAGUGCAACAGACUGAAAAAUUCCAGCACUUUUAGAAGUUCAUAAAUUAUACUGUUAAUACACAAGUUUGAGGUUCAACCAUCCUGUAAUAUAUGUAUAUUUAAAAGUUCGUACACGGCGCGUGUAAUGAUUGCGGUGUACGCAUGCUUAAGUGUAAUUAAUUCAAGUGAAAAAAAGGAAAAAAAGAGAAAAAAUGGAAAAAGAAAGAAGGAAGAACAGAUAAAAGACAAAUAGACUUAAAUAACGAAGACUCACAGCUGCCACAACCGCUCCGCCGCUCAAAAUUCCAUAUCCGGUUAUUCAUUUAUAAAAAUAUUUUCAGCAGUAAUAACGUUUCCAUGGCAAUAAUGUAAACAAUAACGCAUCUGCACUAUAGUUAUAGACAAAAUGUUUAUGUAAUACUGCAACGGAAUUGCAUUUGUACAAUUGAAAGUUCCUAAAGAAGUGUGAGUUUGAAAUUCUGCAACUUGUAUUCCAAAUUUCGAACAUACGAAUACCACUUGUAGAAGCACUCGUUUAUUCAUUAUAUAAAAGUUACUGUUGAUUUAACCACUUAAAUGCCUUAGAGAAAAAAAGAAAAAGAAAAAAGAGCGAACUUCUGUUGUAGUUUUGUGUAAUUAAUGAACAGAUUUAAUACAAAAACAAGUUACCAUGGUAACAAUGUUACUGCGAAAUGUUGACUUUCCGCUACUACCAGAACAGACAUAUUUCGUAUUCAAUGCUCGCGUAUAGUGUGACAUACUGUAUUGCAAUUUAUUUAAAUAUCUAUUUGUUACGUAAAUAUUUAUAUAUUAUCGAAAACUAAUAUAUUGGUUUUGAUGUAUACAUGAUACACUAGUAAAGAUAAAAAGAUAGUGUAAAAAGUAAGUGUUAAAGUGACUUGUUGGCCGCUCACCGAAAAACUUCAAACUACCCAAGUGUUCACAGGCCAUACUAGCUGGCAUUACAAUUUUAUCUAUAUUUACUACAGUGAAUAUACACACAUGGUCGAAAUGUUAGAAAAUUUCUUCUGCGAAUUUGAUAUUACAUUUCAACUAUGCAUACACAGAAACAAACGCAAAUAAUUAUAUAUACGGUAUAUGAUUAUACUAUCCGCAAUUGUAUUGUAUCAUAACGAAGCGUGUACUCGGAGAAAAUAAUUUAUGAACCAUUUUUUCUGUACGUAUCGAAUGAUGAAUUUUCGAUGUUGAAGCGAGAAUCUGUCUACAGAGUUAUUCGAAUGCUGAUCAUCGUAUUUAACGUUUACGGACUUUUCUGUAGUAGAAAAUAUCAAAACGCAAUAUGUAAACAGUGUUGAUGUUAUGUUACAUCAUUCUGUCGAGUUUACAAAGUAAGAAAUUAGCAUUUAAUUCAUAACUGUAAAAAACCACAAUUACGUCGUAGUGACGUCACAGUGUAUUAUCAUAUCUAUAUAAUGUACUAUAAUUUUUUAUGCGUUUUUUGAUAAUGAAGAACAUUAUACAAGAUCGUGAUCGUUUUGGAAUGUAUUAGGAAGUUUACAUAAAAUAAUGUCAAAUUUCAUUGUUUAUAUAAAAUAAGAAACUUUGUAGGUAGAUUCUACAAAAUGUGCUUUGCAACAACCGAUCUUGGUGCUCGAUACUCAUUAAUUUGAUUCGAUUCUAAGCGGCCUGAAUACCAUAAUGAAUUUUUGUACCUUAAAAGGAUAUCGAUUAUCGUAGCACAUAGUGCUCUAUUUAAAUCUUGUACAUUAUGUUCUUUCGUAACUAUUGAAAACGAUUACGAAACGAAUUUAGCAGAAAUUUAAGAUUUAUUUUUCAUAAUAUUAUUUUCAAUGUAAUAAUAAGAAUAAUAACAAAGAAGUGUAUUAUGGUUACCCACGAGGCACAAAAUAUAUAUUAGUUAAGCGCUUAAAAGAAACAAGAAAAGAAGUAACAUCGAAUGAUGUGUAAACGAAAUACUAGCCAUUGGCCGGAUCAAGUGAUAAAUGGUUUAAUGCUUCCAAUUAAAAGAAAUAUAGAUUCUUCAAUUGACUUAUUGCUAUUACAUGGUUUGUAAUCCUUUAAAUCAUAUUUACGAAUAAAUAUAAUGAUUUGUGACACUUCUGUCAUGUGUUACGAACUUACUCCUUGCAAAAAGGGGAUAAGAAAUUUUGGCAAUUUGAAUUUGGCGCCAUUUGAAUACUUCAUGAGUAACAGUUAUAGCAUUAAUUUAGCUACUAUUUUAUCGUAAUACUAUUGCAACUAUUAACAUUUAGAUGAAGUGCAGUUAUAGCAGUACCCACUGAUAAGUUGAAAGUGAUAAUAGCUAGAUGCAAACAACUAAUUGCGUUCAAGGGAAAUUUGACUACAUACGACGCGUAUCAUACUAAUGUUCGAUUGCAUGUACAUACGUGUAUGCAACAAGAAUGGAGAACUAGCGUCAUUCGCGUGGGUGCGACCGUGCGUGAUCGAGGAUUCACGGACGACCAAACGAAUCGCAGAUGAUCCAGCUCAAUCGUUGCAACAUGUGAAUGCGUAUAUGGCAUUGCCUUGAAACGCGCAUCCUUCCGUUCCCGGCGAACCAUGACGGUCCGAAGACGUGAACAUGCGACAUACAAACGCGCGCUCGAGAUCGAUGGUGUACAUACGUUGCAAUUCUAGGCGUUGAGCAUUCGCAUCGAUGUUGGUCUCGAGAAUCGAUCGUUACGAAAAAGUUGUGUUUGUGAUCUUGGCGAAAUGUUCGAAGUGCCGUUAAACGUAACAGUUGAUAACGAAAAUUUACUACGAUCUUAUUCGAGUGUGGAUCUUGUUUAAAUUUAGAAAUAAAAUUUGAAUUUAAAUUUUUUAAAGCAAAGUUGGGCUAUAGAAGGUGGAGUAUAUAUAUAUGAAUUGAAUUUAGUGUAUAAAGUGUGAAAUAAAAGUUUUGAUUUGGUGUAAGAAGGUGUCUAUUACCGCUCGAGUCAGCAUGCAUUAUCCGAAUUAAAGGUUCGCGGUCAUCUCGAAUCGGUUGAUCGAGUGCCAGCAUCGAGAACAACGUCAGUGCCGCGGCUCACUUCCGGUCUUCUACGCCGGUAAAACGAAAUUCUAACCGAACGAACGACUAUCUCGAAACUUUUCAACGAGUCUUCCAAUAAUUCAAAGGGGUUAUUCAAAUUCGAAGUAAUUUGUUUUCGUCUUACUUUGUGAUGUAUUAUAAUACAGAAGCUCGUUGAUUUCUUCAGCCGUUGUAAUCGAAUAAUUGCCCUCCAAGAUGGUACGUGUUGCACGCUUGUCCCACACGAAGGAAGAUACGAUAAAGAUGAAGGAUGCGGUUCCACAGAAAGGAAAUAAUAAUAAUAAUAGUACCAAUAACAAUAAUAAUAAUAACAACAAUAAUAACGUAACUACAUUAAAAAGCAAGCCCUCCUUGGAAAUAUAUCGACCACCAGGAGGAAGAACGGAAGGAACCACGGCGAGUACUACUAAUCCGCGAUUAAACGUACAUGCCAAGGAGUUCACUAUGAAGCAGAACGAUUCGCAUCCUUCUAAAUCUCGGACGAAUGCUUCAGAGCGAUCUCCGUAUUAUUUGCAACAUAGCAAGUCAAGUGGCAACGUGUAUCGGUAUCUUUAUGCCCAGCAGCAACAACAGAUACAACAUACCCUUCAACAGCAACAUCAUCAAACAUCUCGUCACUCUCAGAGUGGUCAUCAUUCGACAGGCUCUGCAUUGCGACAGUCACACCCACUUGAUACCUCGGCAUCAAGCGGAAAUAUAUUACAUGGUUCGGGUAGGGUCCAUUUCAACGUGGAUCAAAACGAUGUCAAAGUAAAUGCAGCUAAACCUGGCAGGCUCACAAAAUCGUUAUCCUUUGUCUCCACUUAUGGGCUAAAACGAUCGAAAAGCUUAAAUGCUGCCGAUGUAUUGACUCCGAAGACGAUAAAUAUUUCAGACGCGUCAGAAUUAGGAAAAUUUCCACCAAUAAUUCAGGAUACGCUUCUUAGAGCUAUUGAAGAUCCAAAUCUAUUGAAUGCUCGAACUUUAAUGCAGCUCGUGCGGCAUAUAUUGGAAAGGGUCGUUGAGAAUCGAAAGCAUGCNNNNCCGGCAGCGAAAAUAUGUAUUACUAUUAUAGAGAAAGAGACAAAGGAAACUUUCUUAGAAUCAUUGUUAAACACGUGCCAACAAUGGUAUCAAGAUCGAAUAAAAAUUCUCUACGAUGGAUCCAGUUACCAUCGUUACUCCGCCUUCAUGACAUUUUUGAACGAGAUGUAUUGUCAGUUAAAGCGGAGGCAGCUUCAGUUAAAGACACAACAGGAGGGCGUUCCUCCCGGACGUGUCCUUCUCACGUUGCUUUGGAAGUGUUGCCAAGACUGCUUACAACCUCCGGUUGUAAAUUCUUUGGCUGAGACUGACUGCCUAUUCUUCAUUUUAACAUGUAUCGGCAAAGACUUGGACGCUGAAUUACCAGCCCAAUUGCAGCAAUUACUUGGAAGCCUACGAGAUGCUUUUCUCGCAGAAGACACAAUAUUACCGUCAGUUCGGAAGACUCUGUUGCAAUUGAUUGAACUUCAUGCUGCGCAUUGGCAGCUCCCAGCACCAGCAGUCGUUUAUUAUUAUCCUGGUUCGACCUCGAAAUGAUAUUACCAUCCUCUUGAUUCCUUCGUCCGUUCGUCGAUUUUCUGUGCGAAUACGAACAAUAUGGAUUUGUAAUCAGUGUGAGCCCGUUAACAGAAUCACUUGUAUUUGAACAGACACAAACAGCGUGCAUCAUGCAAAUAAAAAUGAAAUAUAUGCUGUUAACAUAGGCCGUGGGAGAUAAAAAAUUUGUUGGAGGUAAUAUUGUUAAUUUUACACGUCAAAUUAUUGUGAAAAUCUUAAUUUAUAUUAUGAAUGAUGGUAUUUUCUACAUGAACUGUAGUUUUUGAUUGUUUUUUAUUCACAGCGCUAUAUCGCCUAAACUAAUUAGGGGAUUUCGUAAUUGAAAAAUCGAAAGAUAUGUUGAAACAUGGAACACUAUAAUAUCUAAUAUUAUAGAAUUCUUUUUGAAUACUUAAUUUGUAUAGUAAUAAUGCAACGUUGACAAUCCUCAAAUUAAGAACAUGUACUUUACUUUAUUUACAUAAUUAUACAUAGCGUCUUGAACGUGUGAUAUAUGCCUCGAAAUCGCAAAAGAGAAAUAUUUUGCGACGCGUUCUUGUGAAAUCUUUUUUCGAUUAAUGUUCAAGCGAUUAUGGAUGACCGAUGCGUCAGUUAGUGAAACACGAACAACCGUGAUCCCGUUACCACAAAGAAUGAUUGUGUCUUGUGCAAAAAAUGAUUUGCAACGAUUGUUAUUGCGCAUCUUUAUUAGAAAUGUCGCAAGAGUCUAUGUUCAAUUUUAUAUACGAUUAGUUUAUUCGAGUGAAUUCUUGAGUAUCUAUAAUUCAUUAAUGACAGAAUUCAGUAGAUUUCUAUGGUUUCGGUAAUAUUUUUCUUAUGGUUUACGGCUUAGAAAUUAUUCCGUUAGUAAGUCAAUAGGUCAGUAAAACGAGGCCAGUUGAAAACGGUACAUUAUUUGUCCAAAAUCGCGCGAGCAUUACGAGUCUAAGAGUUUUAAAGGAUAGGUUGUAGACUCAUAAUUGUACAAGGAUAUAAAAAAUUAGACAUGUAUAUACGUAACGAAGUAACGAAUGAUUCAACGAACUAGAUGUUUGCAAGGAGUAUGUCAUCAUUGGAGGAUCAAAGAACGCGGAUAAUCACGAACUUCGAUAAAGAUAUUCCGAAUUUUUCUCCGCUUUUUCCGUAAAUACAAUGCUAUAUACGAAGUAUCUUAAAAAAGAUAAAAAAUAUUAAAGAAAAAAAAAAAGAAGAAACGAAUCGAAUGAAAGAAUGAGUGAUAAAAUUACCAUCGAACUUAUCGAACGAUACAUUAUAAAAAACGACCCUUAUGUGGAACGACCUCAAUGUUUGCGAUGAUUUAUAUAGGUUUUCCUCUUAAAUGUAUGGAGUAAAUGGUGGAUAGAAAACUGAUGUUAAUGUUGUUGUACCUUCUAAUGUGUCAUGCAUUAAGAUCCGAACUCGAACAGUUUUUUCUGUACACACAUACAGAUUACAAUACUCGUUCUAAUUAGUACAUGUGAAUGACUUAAAUUAAAAUACAGGUAUCGUUUCAUAGACAAAAAGACUAUUGGAUACACGAAGACUAGUAUUCCUCUGUGAUUAUGUACAAUUCAAAGACUCUUGGCAAAUGGCGUGUGAUUCAUCAUAGAAAAGAUGAAGAGCUUUCUGGAAGGGAGCGGCCAAGCAGAGAA
Molecule: messenger RNA, 6277 nt
Organism: Eufriesea mexicana
Lineage: Eukaryota; Metazoa; Arthropoda; Insecta; Hymenoptera; Apidae
Product: nuclear transcription factor Y subunit alpha
Exons: 13
Coding region: 3261-4625 (454 amino acids)
Biological process (GO): regulation of translational initiation
Cellular component (GO): cytosol
Molecular function (GO): RNA binding; protein binding; translation activator activity
Source: RefSeq, a predicted model, not a curated record